Messenger RNA from Triticum urartu, 2177 nucleotides. The record is from RefSeq and is a predicted model, not a curated record. NCBI's taxonomy places the organism in Eukaryota, Viridiplantae, Streptophyta, Magnoliopsida, Poales, Poaceae.
AACGACGAAUUGGACCAGCUUUCAGUUUACUGUAGAAGUCAACGGUUGACUCUCACUCUUUCACGAGUAUAGUCACAACUCACGAAUACCACCGAGGGCGAAGCCGCGAAGGGCAGGCGAACCCAGCGGCAUCGAUGCGGAAGGCAGCGGCGUUAGCGGCUGCGGCGGUGGUCGCGGCCGCAGCUGCCAUUGCCGUGCGCCAGAGGCUGCGGGAGGCGAAGCGGUGGGCGCGCGUGGCCGCCGUGCUGUCGGACCUGCAGGAGCGGUGCGCGGCGCCGGCGGCGCGGCUGCUGCAGGUGUCGGACGCGAUGGACGUGGAGAUGCGCGCGGGGCUCGCCUCCGAGGACGGGAGCAAGCUCAAGAUGCUCGUCACCUACGUUGACUCCCUCCCCUCCGGGGAUGAGAAAGGGCUAUUUUAUGCACUUGACCUCGGAGGAACAAACUUCCGUGUUUUACGAGUUCAAUUAGGGGGCAAGGAACAGCGAGUUAUCAAGCAAGAAUCUGUAGGGGUAUCCAUUCCGCAGCAUUUAAUGUCCAGAAGCUCGCAUGAACUAUUUGAUUUUAUCGCCGCUGCUUUAGCAAAGUUUGUUGCCUCUGAGGGUGAAGAUUAUCAUCUUCCGGAGGGCACUCUAAGACAACUCGGUUUUACAUUCUCCUUUCCAGUGAAGCAAACUUCGAUUUCAUCCGGCACACUUAUCAAGUGGACAAAGGGUUUUGCAAUUGAGGAAAUGGUUGGCAAGGAUAUCGUGGCUGAAUUAAACGAGGCUAUAAAACGUCAAGGACUUGUUAUGAAAGUCUCAACAUUGGUGAAUGAUACCGUUGGGACUCUGGCUGCUGGAAGGUAUGUAGAUGAUGAUACUAUGAUUGCCGUAAUACUGGGAACUGGUACUAAUGCAGCAUACACAGAGAAUGCACAUGCAAUUCCUAAAUGGCAUGCCCCCCUGCCCAUGUCCGGAGAUAUGGUAAUAAACAUGGAGUGGGGAAAUUUCAAGUCCGCUCAUCUUCCACUCACUGAAUUUGAUCAAGCUUUGGAUGCAGAAAGUUUGAAUCCUGGAGAACAGAAUUAUGAGAAGUUGACCUCUGGUAUGUAUAUGGGGGAAAUUGUCCGGAGAAUCUUGCUACAGAUGGCUCAAGAAGCUGCUCUUUUUGGUGAUAAUAUACCUCCAAAACUAGAGACCCCAUACAUUCUGAAGACAUUUCACAUGUUGGUGAUGCAUCAUGAUGUAUCACCUGAUCUCGAAACAGUUGGUAUCAAACUAAAAGAAAUCUUCCAGAUCGAGAGCACCUCAAGAAAAACAAGAAAACUGGUCGUGGAUGUUUGCGAGGUCAUUACCACACGUGGUGCACGGCUUGCUGCUGCCGGGAUACAUGGCAUUCUCAAAAAGCUCGGUCGGGCUACUGACAGCCCCGAUAAGCGAAGGACAGUAAUCGCCGUGGACGGCGGAGUCUACAAGUACUAUACUUUCUUCAGCGAGUGCAUGGAGAGGACUCUGAGUGAUAUGCUUGGGGAGGACCUGGCACCCUCGGUUGUGAUUAAACCGGCCAAUGACGGCUCGGGCCUUGGGGCCGCUCUCUUGGCGGCUAACUAUUCUCAGUACCUCCAGGCUGAUGAAGAUUAUUAGCUCAAUCCGAUAGUUCCUUUGAUUCAGAAGCCAUGGCAGCAGUAUACCACAACAUUCAUCAAACUGCCUCAGUGUGAUGCUAAUUCGGUUAUGAAGCUGAAAAUAGACAUUGCAUAUGGAAUUCGUGGACGAUUCGCUCAUGUCAGCAACUCAGCAUCGCUUCCAAAGUUCGCACUGGAGUCAUCGACAGAGUGUUAGAACCAUAUGGAGAAAAACUUUCAUGUUGUGGUAGAGAAGACGAGGAAUCGAAGGAGCGCACUCUGACAGCUUGCAUCUGUUCUUCAUUCACGUCGGCAAAAAUUGCAACCCUCAUUCCGUUUCGUUGCUCGCUCUCGCCUGUCGACUCCUCGCCUUUGGUGGGAGUGCAACUGUUGAUGCGAUAGCUAUCUUCAUACUUUUAUUAUUCCCUUUUCUUGUCAGAAUAUUAUUGUGUACAUAUAUGUGUAUGGCUUGUGCAGACAAGGAAUGUGUGUCCAAGGUGUCUCCGAAUGUAUUAACCCUGAAGAAUGGAAUAAAGGCGGCCGCAAAGGAGUGAGAAAGUUGCAGAAAGAUUUA